Messenger RNA from Pungitius pungitius (ninespine stickleback), 1567 nucleotides. RefSeq names its product paired like homeobox 2A (gene phox2a). The transcript is spliced from 3 exons. Gene Ontology annotation, molecular function: RNA polymerase II transcription regulatory region sequence-specific DNA binding; DNA-binding transcription factor activity, RNA polymerase II-specific. Gene Ontology annotation, biological process: regulation of transcription by RNA polymerase II. Bases 444 to 1349 code for a protein of 301 amino acids. NCBI's taxonomy places the organism in Eukaryota, Metazoa, Chordata, Actinopteri, Perciformes, Gasterosteidae. The record is from RefSeq and is a predicted model, not a curated record.
GCUAUUGUCUCGUUAUAAGUUUAUUAUAAGCAGCGCGCGAGCCGCAGCGCACUGUCAAACGGAGCGCGAGGAGGAGCAGGGAGCGAGCUGCAGACUGCGGGUUGGAAGGAGAGACACCGAGAAGGGAGAAGAAGGAGAAGAAAAAGGCGACGGACAGGGAAGAGAACAGAGGGGGGAAAACAUCUGGAUUAUUUACCGAAGACACAAGAAAAGCAGCCCGCGUGAGUGCGAUAUAUAUAUAUAUAUAUUUAAAAUAAGCUGACAGGAGUUUGAAAGAGACCAAAAACCGAGAGUCCCGGGAGGUACCGGGGACACAGAACAACUCUGACUGCUUCGAACAAUACUCACUAUUUCCUAAGAAAAUAAAAAAAAGCGGCUGAAGAAAGACCAGAAGCUCUCGUUUUGACCCGCAGACCGGUGUUUCUUUGCACCGGCUCAUCUCCAUGUAUAAAAUGGAUUACUCCUACCUGAACUCCUAUGACUCCUGCAUGGCGGCCAUGGAAGCGUCGGCCUACGCGGACUUCAGCUCGUGCAGCCAGGCCAGCUCGUUCCAGUACAACCCGAUCCGGAGCGGGCCGUUCUCCAACCCGGGCUGCACUCCGCUCAGCACCGCCAGCUGCACCCUGGGAGCGCUGCGGGAGCACCAGCCCACGCCUUACUCCUCAGUCCCUUACAAGUUUUUCUCGGACCCUUCCGGCCUGAACGAGAAGCGAAAGCAGCGGCGCAUCAGAACCACCUUCACCAGCUCCCAGCUGAAGGAGCUGGAGCGGGUCUUCGCCGAGACGCACUACCCCGACAUCUACACCCGCGAGGAGCUGGCGCUGAAAAUAGACCUGACGGAGGCUCGGGUACAGGUGUGGUUUCAGAACCGGCGCGCCAAGUUCCGUAAGCAGGAGCGUGCCGCCAACGCCAAAGCCAACAACUCUGGCGGCACCACGGGCAGCAGCUCCGGCAGCAGCUCCGGAGGCAAGAAGGGCGGCGAGCUGAGGUCCUCGUCCGACGACGACGAGUCCAAGGAGUCCACCUGCAGCCCCACGCCGGACAGCACGGCCUCCCUGCCGGGCUCGGCCAACGGGAACCUGGGCAGCCCCGCCAGCCUGAGCCCCAGCCCGGCCCCGGCCAACGGCGGCUACAUCAACACCUCCGGCUCCCCGGUCCUCCAGGGGCUGAAGCCGCCCAGCUGGUCCAGCCUGGGGCCGUCCAACCCGGCCGUGGCCCAGCCGGCCGCCCAGACUCAGGAGAUUCUGAAGGCCUGGCAGCCGGCGGACAGUAUGACCGGGCCCUUUGCCGGAGUGCUGUCCUCCUUCCACAGAAAACCCAACCCGGCCAUCAAGACAAACCUGUUCUGAAGCUGCAGGGAGAGAGAGAGAGAGAAAACAAAAAGAAAAGAGAAACAAACAUUGUGCUGUUGUGGAACGGUGGAGAGUUUCUGUAGCUUUUUGUUGAGGGUCAGGGCUCACCCAUCAUAACACUGAAUUCACCGGUGUAGUCGGCUGUACUUCUCGGAGGCCCGCGGUCCUUCCACAUCAAAAAAUAAUCAAAUAAAAAAACUCUCGUCUCAAACCGA